Ailuropoda melanoleuca (giant panda) is the source of this 1199-nucleotide messenger RNA. RefSeq names its product SRY-box transcription factor 15 (gene SOX15). Gene Ontology annotation, biological process: negative regulation of transcription by RNA polymerase II; brain development; neuron differentiation. Gene Ontology annotation, molecular function: DNA-binding transcription activator activity, RNA polymerase II-specific; RNA polymerase II cis-regulatory region sequence-specific DNA binding. Gene Ontology annotation, cellular component: nucleus. NCBI's taxonomy places the organism in Eukaryota, Metazoa, Chordata, Mammalia, Carnivora, Ursidae. The transcript has 2 exons. The record is from RefSeq and is a predicted model, not a curated record. Bases 440 to 1141 code for a protein of 233 amino acids.
GGAGUCAGGUUAAAAGCUGUUCCCGGGUCUGGCCCACCCGCCAGCCCCAGACGCUGAGGCCAGGUGAGAGGGGCGGUGGCGGCCGGGCCCCGGGACUGCUCGGAGACGGGGCGCGCGUCCGCGGAAGGCGGGCUGGGUCGGGCAGCUCGCGGCAUCCGGAGCGGAGAGCGCAGCGUGCGCGGUGCGGGGUACCAGGCAGCGGGUCGGGCGCCGGCGCUCCGAAGUGCGCCUGAUUGGCUGGGAGCAGGGGCUCCGUUCUCAGGACUCUGAACUUGGGGACGACGCCUACUUUUUAAGGACACGAGUUCCCCUGGAACGACUCCACACUCGGAAGACACUUGCGUUUUGAGGACACCGGGUUUGGGCAUCGACGUUCCGCUUUGGAGGGGAGGGCGCGCAGGACGCCCUCUCAAGACUUCCCUCCACGCCCCACGCCCCCAUGGCGCUUCCCGGCCCUUCGCACGACCAGGCCUGGGGCCUGCAGCCUCCUGCGCCCACGGCCCCUGCCAACUCGUCCUCCGGCUGCGGGGAGCGGGAGGGCGCCGGGAGCCCAGGGGUCUCCGGUGGGCUCCCGCUGGAGAAGGUGAAGCGGCCCAUGAACGCGUUCAUGGUGUGGAGCUCCGCGCAGCGCCGCCAGAUGGCGCAGCAGAACCCGAAGAUGCACAACUCGGAGAUCUCCAAGCGCCUGGGCGCGCAGUGGAAGCUGCUGGGCGAGGACGAGAAGCGGCCCUUCGUGGAAGAGGCCAAGCGGCUCCGGGCCCGGCACCUGCGCGACUACCCCGACUACAAGUACCGGCCUCGGCGCAAGACCAAGACCUCGGGCGCCGGGCCGCCCCACUUCGGCCCGGGAGGCGGCGGCGUGGCUGCCGGCGGGCCGGUCUGGGGGCCCGGGUUCGCGACGGCCCAGGGGAGCAGAGGAUUUGGGUACCAGCCGCCCAACUACUCCACGACCUACCUGCCUGGCGGAUACGGCUCUUCCCACUGUAAACCAGAGGCCGCCUCGCCGUGCUCCCUCCCUCCGAGUAACCCCAGGCUCCAGGGAGAGCUGCUUCCCCACUACAGCCCCUACCUCCCCCCGGGCUCUCCCACCCCGUACAGCCCUCCCCUGUCGGGGACCCCCAUGCCCCUGACCCACCUCUAACCCUGGUGGACAUGGACCUCCCAGGAAGGGCUCCCUCCUUCUCUCUUUACCCAGGACG